GCCGAGUUUGUUUUAGACCGAAUUUGUUAGGUGGCGAGUUAAGCUCAUUUCCAGAUAACAAGGGAGAGAACCGAAUAAUGGCACAGCUUUUGAGACAAUUUGGCAGACAGAGCUGUCUUUUCAGACACCAUGGUGCUCUCUUACAGAAAAGUGUUCAGCCGAUGGCUUCAGCCACAGCGUAUGAAGAAAUGAGUGACUUCUGGUCAAAGAACAGAAAACUGAACCGACCACUUUCUCCUCAUUUAUCUAUUUACAAACCUCAGUUAACAUCAAUGCUGUCUUUAUGUCACAGGGUUACAGGCAUUAUUAUGGGUGUCACUGUACCUGCUGUGGCAGCAAUGUUACUAGUAUCACCAGGGGAUUUUACCACUUACAUAACCAUGAUCAGAGAUUUAAAUUUGUCACCUGCGUUACUUGCAGCCUGUAAAUAUAUCCUUGGGUUUCCUGUUAUUUACCAUUAUAUUAAUGGAAUCAGACAUUUGGCUUGGGACUGGGCUGUAGGAUUUAGCUUGAAGGACACAUACAGAACUGGAUACUUUGUGUUUGCACUAUCCCUGUUUCUCACAGCUAUCUGUGUUCAUUUUGUAUAGACAGAAAGACUUGUUACACAUAAUCCAACUAAACUUAAAGCUUUUUUUUAUAAUUUUCUAGCUUUUGAAUAUUUUCUUGCCUCAGUAACGGUAGUAACAGCUUGCAGACUAUUUUUUAGAUACUAUACUUACAGAACUGAAAGGAUUUAGCCUAUGGAAGAUUAAAGAUCUUGUAUAUAACAAUAAAAAUUGAUUAAAUAUAAAAAGAAAACGAAAUCUAGUGCUAAAAUGAAGUAUUCACAAAAAAAUAAGAUUUUAACAGAACAUAAUGACUUCAUACAGUUCACAUUUUGAUGUGCUUCUGAAUCAUGGUUGGUCCAAAUUUGAAGUCUAAUUUGAUUACCGGUUUUAUGUAUUUGUAAUGUGUUAUAAAUGUAUCUUUGUUAUUUUAAAUGACUUUCUGUUAAGUAAUAUUUGAUGUCCUUUUUGUGAUACAUUGUAAGCAUAGAUAAUGCUUUAUAUAAUAUAGAUUAUUAUCUUA
Messenger RNA from Mytilus trossulus (common blue mussel), 1071 nucleotides. RefSeq names its product succinate dehydrogenase cytochrome b560 subunit, mitochondrial-like. The coding region runs from base 78 to 590 and encodes 170 amino acids. Gene Ontology annotation, molecular function: electron transfer activity; oxidoreductase activity, acting on the CH-CH group of donors. NCBI's taxonomy places the organism in Eukaryota, Metazoa, Mollusca, Bivalvia, Mytilida, Mytilidae. The transcript has 6 exons. The record is from RefSeq and is a predicted model, not a curated record. Gene Ontology annotation, biological process: mitochondrial electron transport, succinate to ubiquinone; tricarboxylic acid cycle. Gene Ontology annotation, cellular component: membrane.